AAUUAUCACGUAAUAUUCAUGAAAAUAGUGAGCAAAGUGAAUCGGAUGAUAAUGAUGAUUAUGAUAUUCAAGACCUUCCUUUUCCUCCAUUUUUUAAUGCAUUUCAACAUUCAAGACCGACACAUGAAUUUACAUUAGACUUAUCUACAAGAUAUGAACAUUCUUUAUCAUCGCCUUAUUCAAUUUUUAAACAUAAGAUCGCAACUUUUAUGACAAUGCUUCAUUUUGAACAAAUUAAACAUUUUAUGCAUAUUUCCGACUAUGCUGUUCCCUCUUUAUAUUG
This is a messenger RNA of Racocetra persica, 283 nucleotides long. The record is from the annotation of a GenBank genome assembly. NCBI's taxonomy places the organism in Eukaryota, Fungi, Glomeromycota, Glomeromycetes, Diversisporales, Gigasporaceae.